Molecule: messenger RNA, 533 nt
Organism: Telopea speciosissima
Lineage: Eukaryota; Viridiplantae; Streptophyta; Magnoliopsida; Proteales; Proteaceae
Exons: 3
Coding region: 54-422 (122 amino acids)
Source: RefSeq, a predicted model, not a curated record
AUUACCUUAUCAAGAGAGAAACAUUAACAAACCCAUCUGCAUUUUACUCUGUAAUGCAAAACUCCCUUUCCUCUCAAACUUUUCAAUCACUGAAUCAACCAAUCAUUGAACCCAACACCCACCCACCUGCCAUCUCCAUGUCUGGAAAGAUCUGCAUGGUGAUGAGGAUCAAUAUUGACUGCAAUUGUUGUUACAAAAAAUUAAGGAGAAUACUUCUCAGCAUGAAUGAAUUAGAGACCCAUUUGAUUGAGAAGAAGCAGAGCAUAGUAAGUGUGUGUGGCAAAUUCAGUUCACAAGAUGUAGCUAUAAAGAUAAGGAAGAAGAUGAAUCGCAGAGUCGAAAUAUUGCAUAUAAUAGAGUUUGGUGGCAGCCAUGAUCAACAUUUUCAGAAGCCCUUGGUAGUCACUACUUCAACCAAAUAGCAUUGAUCUUCUCUGAGGGGUUCUUUCACUGCUUCAGAGCUUCAUAUUGAAGGUGACUUGUAAUUCAUAUACCAAACAAAACCUGAAGCUUCAAAGCCUUAAACUAAAACU